CCGCACCGCCGGUGCAGAUGAAAAGUGGUGAUGCUACGACCGAAGAACCGGAGGCGGCUACACUGAAGCGGCCGCGCUUGUCGACAGCGGAAUCCUGGGACAACGAACACGAUCAGUCGCGAGAGGAAGACCACAUGCUAGAAGCGAGACGCACAGUGCCGUCCGUCGUGAUCCCGCAAACAGAACCAUUUUUGCCACCGAGUCCUCUCGAAGAUCGAUUCAUGUUCACGCGGCGCUGUUUGGGGCUGCUCGGUGAAACAAGUUCCCUGUCUCUGAUCGCGAAAGAUGAAAAAAAUUCUCCCGAAGUGAAAAUCGCACCUGCGCCAACGCCGGUCAGCCCUUCGCGCGCAGCUAAUGGGACAAUUACAAACGGCUGCAAUAGCAGCACUGCUACAACACCAACUGCGGCGAGCGAAACUGACCUUCCUGCUUACUCAGGAACAGGAUUGCAAACAGAAAAGCAGGCAGUAUCCGCGUCAUUUUGUUCUGUGCAGGAGAAAGAAAACCUGGAUGUUCACAAAAAGACCGAUGGUUCCUCGUCAAGCAAGAAGUGCGAAAUUCCGUGGUAUCUCCUUUACUGCGAGGAAGAACAGCCGCAGACCCCUGCAGUCGCUGAAGGCGUUCCCGUCAUCUUGGAAUCCCUCCUAAACAGCCCGACGGAAUUGUCUCGUUGGCGAUUGCGCCGCUUUUUCCACACCAUAAUUUUACAGACCUGCCGUGAUCGCGGUUUUGCAGUCAGCUCAAGCGACGAAACUGCUCUGCAAGAUGCGCAAUGGGACAGAUUUCAUCUUUCUGUGAAAAGUGCAGACACGACGGAGGAGCAAAAGAAGAAAGACGAAAAGAGCUGCGGCUUUGAUGAAACUGAAAAUCUGCGGAAAUACGUUUCGCUACUGGUAAAACAGCAGGGGAACGUAAAGGCUGGAGGCGUUGGAGAUGACGUUGUUGAUUCCGCCACCUUCUUCGGCCAAAGAAAGUCGUUUCAUUUGGGUGCGAAGCCACGCAAGAGCUGCCUGCGAGCGCCAUCGCGAGCCACACUGCGGCUCGAUCCAAAAAGCAUAGCGGUACCCGCCAUGGCACGGGCUUCAUUGGCGCAACAGAAAGGCGUGAAGUUUCUUCAGGUUUUCGCAGACGACCAGGCACAGCAAAAGGAGCAAACGACGAGUCCGGCCUCGGCCACCGCAGGAGAACUUUCCGAAAACCUCGCGAUUGCCGACCAAAAGGCCGCGAAACUUUUCGAUUGGAUAAACGAGGUUUUGAUGGUCAAGGAGGCAGAGCGGGCCAGUUUCGUCACGGCACAGAUUCAGCUGAAAGCAGAAAGCACUGAGAAUAUUCUCGUCGGGGUCGAGCCGGGAAUCGGGAAGGAGGAAGGGGAGAUGAAUCAGGCUGGCGAACAAGAGCCGACUCCGGCAAAAGCCAGCAGCAGCAGCAGUUGCGCCAGCGAGUUGCGAACGUCCACGUCUGUUGCAAUCACUUCGCAAACAGCGAAAGAAGACACGCUGCAUAGGCGCAAGAGCCAUUUUUCCUCGCAUUUCUCAGAAUACACACACAGAGUUGGCAGCUUUACCGACCUGUUGAGCGGCGAAGUUUUGUGCGACCUGGUGUUGAAAUUGCUGUUUUACACGCACGACCGGCCACAGUGGACAACUGCAGUACUUCUGGACUAUUUUGAUGCUGUACACGGUUAUUCCGCAGAAAACAGAUAUACCCAGCUAUCGACUUCUGGCACCCGCACCAGGACCAGCGGCACAUCAUCCUCAUCAUUUUUGGCCGCUCCUUCGUCAGUAAGGCGUGGCGAGGUCCAACACCUAGACAACAUGCGUCGGUUUCUGACGAUAGCGCGCGAAGUUUGCCGCGUGCCGUUGGAGCUGCUUUUCUCUCUACAGGAUUUUCCGUCGCGGAGUGUCCACACCGCGGCUCUGAGCAAAGUUGCCAGGUGUCUCGAAGCUCUGCGCUAUCUCACGAUUCCGAAAAGUUGCAGCGUCAUCAAGCCGGAUCCACUCCCACUUCUCAAGGAUGAGAACAAAGACGCUGGUGAACGUCUUCUCGUACAAGCCACUACAACGAGUCGAGUUCUUCCAGGAUCCUCAUCGGACGAAAGCGUGAUCGCGAAACUUUUGUUUGACAGUGGGCACCGCCUCCAUGGUGGGCUGUUGGGCCAUCCGCAGAGCACCUGGCGAAGCGGAAAGGGCGAUCGGAUGAUGCACCGGCGACUCAGCACCCAAUUCACUGCGGCACACGGAAAUCAACACGCUCACCUGUCAUCGUCUCGCGACGAGCGAAGCAGUCAACUGAAGAAAUCUGGAUCGAUCCUGGUCCGUGGUGGAAAUUCAUGCUCGUUCCCAUCUACGCUUUCCCCGCGCAAUAGUGCAGUUGCUAGUCUUACUGGCAUCGUAGCCGGUGUUGGCUGCAGCAAGCUUGACGUUGGCGGUUUGCAGCAUCAAGACAAUAAAUCUGAUGUUGACCUCGCGCAGCCACCGCAUCUCUUCGGUGCCGGCACACUGCUGCGCGGGGAUACGAAGUCGUGGUUCCGGAGCGAGCGCACGCGCAGCGUGUUUGUCAGCGUGAAUUCGGGAGUGUUGCGGUUGUUUGAGAAGCAGGAGGACUACCAGAAAUGGUGUGCGUCAACCAAUCGAAUCGAGGAGUUUGUAGGUAUUCAGACGCCAGAAGCGAGUGCUGCGUCGAAGAAGAGAAGCGGUGCGGAGGAUGUGAAAAAUGCUUCAACUGCGGAAAGAAAUGCAGCUGCAUUUUCCUCUACGUCCGGUGAAUCCACCUCUUCAGCGUCCUCGUUUGAAAAGAAAUUUGUUCGGAAACACCGCGACGCUUUGAAGCAGGUGUUCGAAAAACAGUGCACCGUCGACGACUUCUUGACCCUUGGGGACGAUCACGAGCACCUCAAUGAGCUGGCGCAGGAGGACAAGGUGGCCGACCUUGCUGCACUGGAAGAUGAGGAAGCAGAACAGCAUCACGAGGCCGUUGCAGCCCACCUUGAGGACGCUGCAUCUGUGUCAUCUCAAGGCAAUGCGCGUGCCGAGGAAGGAAACACAAAAAACCCCGAACCUCGCCUGGAAGAUGUCUGCACCUUUCCCCUCCUCGAGGAGAUCUUUUUGGACCACACAGUCACGCUUGUAGUGGACGACGCCGCGCCGAACACGAUCGCCCUCAGGAUUGCGUUUCACGACACCGACAUGCUGGGGUGUGGCGGCGGAACAAGUACAAGCGUGUACGCAUCUGGUGGUGCAUGUUCAGCAACAGAGAUAGGCCAGCAGCAAAAUCUAAACUGUGGUCAGCUUGUUUCGGCAAAAACCGCUCUAAACCAGCAGCCGGACAAUGCGGAACCGAAUCCGACCACAGGUGGGGACAACAUCAUUUCCACCUCGCCCGCAGACCAGAUAAGCAGAGUCGCCAAGGUGAAGCAAUUUGCGUCCAAGUGGCGCAAGCGCGGUCUCCUCGGAAAAUUGUUUUCGCGACGGGACGACGCGGCGAUGGACGAGAAUGUUAAUUCUGCACGGAAACACGAAGACUCAGUGAAUGCACCCAACAUCGACGACAGCACGGUCGUCGACGGAGGGGGCGGGCACACCCCUGGAGGUACGUCGGCCCCUGGGUCGUCGACGCCCCUCCAUGGUCCCCCUCGCGAGUGGUCCACCUCCACCGCGCGUGGCAUCAGCUUCUGCCGCCCUUUGCUGACGUCGUUCAAUGAUGUGCACGUUAUUCGGAAGAGUCUCGGGUCGUUCGGAAAAACCGUGCGCGUUUCGCAGCGAAACAAGGCAGGGACCACACAGCGUGCUCUGUACCACCGCUCUUAUCUGGAAGUGGUGAUUGACCUGAGUAAGUUGCAACUGCUGUCGUGCGGCGUGUCGGCGAAUUAUAUGGUGGGAUCUUCUGGGCGAGACGGGGAAGCAGAAAAUAAUGUGAGAGCGGCCGAGGAUAGUACAGCGGCAUCAAGCAGCACUUCCAUCUUGCAGCGUCUCCACGAGCACAAGCGAUACUUCGAGGGGAUUUUCCACGUUUUACCGCAGGACCGCGUUUACUCCGGAAGUUGUUUGCCCUUGCUUCCCCGGGUCGAGCUCACACCCUACGCGUACACCAUGCCAACCGUCACCGUGCCACUGUUAGACCAUCGGAAUCCGCACGAAGACCGCGUUUUCCUGCAGGAUCCGAGUGAGGACGAGGAGGAGGACGAGGACGAAGACAUCGUGCACUUCGACAGCAACAAUCUGCAGCAGCAGGAGCAGCAGGGUUUUCCGGGCGAAACGACCGGGAAUAGGCAAGAUCACCAUGGAAAUCAGCUGAGAGUGGAUGGCGCUCCUGUUGGAGACAGAACGCCGCAGUCAGCAGGACGCGCAACUCCAUUGGUGAAAACCAAGAGCAGUCCACCGGCCCCAACGCCGCGGCAGAAAGCCAUGAUGCAGGAAGCAUACCAGCAUUAGGCAGAGCAUGAACACGCUCAAGUUCUACUAUUGUGCGAAGUCGGGGUGCUGUAGAUCAAAUGACACAUAGCACUCCAUGCUAGUAUUCUGGUUCUUCAGAAGUCACAGUCGGUCCGCCACAGAAAUGUCGAAGUUUCCAACGAUAUCGGUCCGAAAUUUUGCUCCUUUACGUGAAGAUCGUCUAAAAAUGUAAGUCUCGGACAAAGAAACAGAAAGUAGAGAAAGUAGUAGAGAAACUUUUGAUCGUUUUGGAAAAGUGCUGAACCAGGCCCAGGCGGCCACUUCUGGAGGAAAAAUGGAACCUUCUUUUAGCCUGCGGCUGCACGAUCACAGUUCAAUGAAACUGCGCGAUGAUUAAAACUGCAGAAUCUGUUCCUUCGUGCUGGUGCUGGUGGGUGUGUUUUGAGGAGAAUCAGUGCCGCAGUUUUCUCCAGUGAAUUUGCGACAAAGAUAUAGACGAUUUGACAUCAAGGCUUAGG
Molecule: messenger RNA, 4909 nt
Organism: Amoebophrya sp. A120
Lineage: Eukaryota; Dinophyceae; Syndiniales; Amoebophryaceae
Source: the annotation of a GenBank genome assembly